CCGGGCGAAGUCCUCCAGCCCGCCCCUCUUGCCCACUCCCCACUUCCCGAGCUGGCUCGGUGUUUAGGGAGGGCAGUGAUCACGCAAGCCGGAGCGGCGCCUGACGUUGGACGAGCUGCCAGGUAUCUGAAAGCAGGCAGCCGAGCGGCGGCGACUUCCCAGCGUGUCAAGCUUGCGUCUGGACGCGAAGCCUCACGGAAUCCAAGCCCGCUGGUUUUCACCUUUGCGAAUUGCAGUCUCUUCUCCGAAGCCAGUCCUAGCCAGCAAGCAGCGGCAUGUUUGCCCUGUCGCGCCCGGAGCACUGAGACAGAGCCUUCAGAUCCGCUCGCAUUCUUUUCUUUGGGGGCUUUUUGGCUGUUGGCUACACUGAUGUGACCCCCCCCUUUUGGAAUGAUGGGGAUCUUUUUGGCAUAUGUUGGAUUUGUUUUCUUUUCUGUUUUAUACGUACAACAAGGGCUUUCUUCUCAAGCAAAAUUUACCGAGUUUCCGCGGAACGUAACAGCGACCGAGGGCCAAAAUGUGGAGAUGUCCUGCGCUUUCCAGAGCGGCUCCGCCUCGGUGUACCUGGAGAUCCAGUGGUGGUUCCUGCGGGGCCCUGAAGACCUGGAGCCCGGCGCCGAGGUGGCUGGCUCACAGGUGGAGCUCUUACCCGACAGAGACCCGGACAACGACGGGACCAAGAUCAGUACAGUGAAAGUCCAGGGCAACGACAUCUCCCACAAGCUUCAGAUUUCCAAAGUGAGGAAAAAGGAUGAAGGCCUGUAUGAAUGCAGGGUGACCGAUGCCAACUACGGCGAGCUGCAAGAACACAAGGCUCAGGCCUACCUGAAAGUCAAUGCCAACAGCCAUGCUCGCAGGAUGCAGGCGUUCGAAGCCUCGCCCAUGUGGUUGCAGGACGCAAAGCCUCGCAAGAACGUCUCGGCAGCCGCCCCUAGCAGCAUGCACAGCAAUGCCAACCAACGAACGCACUCCACCUCCAGCCCUCAAGCCGUAGCCAAAAUCCCCAAACAAAGUCCACAAUCAGCAAAGAGCAAAUCGCCUGUAAAAUCUACGGAGCGGACAGCAAAGUUGACCCUAAACUCCAAGCACCACUCCGCACCCACUGUACUCUAAUUACCUACACAAGGAGCGUCUGCUUCCGGAGGCAUAAACGAAGAGGCUAUCACACGCUUUGUUGAUAACAUUUUCUUUGGCAAAUCACUGAUCUUUUAUUUCAAGAGAAUUAGUGUGAAGUGAUAGAACAUUUUCUAAUAACAAGAUCUAUUUUUUUUCCUUUUCUUCCGGCGACUAAAAUCAUCAUCUCACUGACUGCACAGGGGUUGGCCUGAACGUCAUCUGUAUGGUAAUGUCAUCCCUAGUGACACCAUAGUGGUGUGGAUACCACCGCUUUCCUGCUAAAGGACCCACUCCCUGCAAGAAGCAAACAAUGGUCCAAAGACUACAGAACACAAACUAGCAUCAAACAAAACCCCUUUUUGUGGGCAAGUGCAAAAUUAUCAACACUGCAAGUCAACAAGGAGAACAUUACUUUAAAUAAGGAAUAAAAAAAGAAAGGCUUUUUUUUUUCUUGGAUUUUUUCUUCCUUUUCUUGAUUGCAGUUUUCCUGUUCGAUGGUGGCAAGCAUUUAUUCUGGCCAAUCCCUGUCAAUUCUGGGAGGUUUAUAUAAAUACAGUUUCAAUGUUCUCUAUUUCAAUGUAUUUUAAUUCAUUUCGCGAUUCCUGUAAAUGCAAACCUGACAAAUUCUGUAAAUUGCUUAUAGUAUGUGUGAUAUAACUUCAAUGCAGAUAUACUAUGACCCUCAUGCAAGCUGACUUUUAUCAUUCUCUAUAUAAAUAUAUACAUAUGACUCUAUGUUGGGCCACCCACCAACCUUUUCUGAUAAAGCAUCUGUUUUUCAUUUAGAAUUCAUAUGCUGUGUCAAUUUCAUAAUGCAUUGCUUCAUGUCCAUAGGUUUGACAGCUGCAGAUGGUCUUGGUGGUCUUCUGCUUCCUCCUGGAAAAAUCCAUAUUCAAAAUCGUAUCAGUUUCUGAUAAAUGAAUUAGUUUUGUUGUGUGUAUGCUAUGUUGGAAUUUGCUCUGUUCCUUUACAUAUGGUAUUUAUUGAGGUUGGAGGGUCUCUUGACUCUGAAGAAUGUACACACUGGUUUUGACAGCUAUCUUUAUAUUAUUAUCAUUAAUCUUGUCCGAAAGGAAUGUUGCUUCCAGAACGCUUGUCUUGCAGGUAAAUGUGGGGAAGGUAAAGUAGUCACUAUGAUUCCCUGAGUUUAGGGGAGAACACUUCUUGCUACAGCUAAAAUGCUGCUUCCUUUGGCCUUUAUAAAUCUCCGUUGCUUUGUCAUUCUGUUAUUUGCUGCUAAUUAUAUCUUCAUGUCUCCUAAUUAAAAAUUAAAAUUUGGUUGCUAGCUAAAUGCAGUAUGCAAAAAAAUGACUGCAAAGCCCCCAACUAAAGAAAAUAAUGUGUAUAAUUUUCACUAGUUAAGUGGAUUAUAAUUUUAAUAUUCUAUUCUGAUCUUUGUCUUUAUGAUAAUUCAGACUAUCUUAUUUAGAACCUGUUUUCUACUCCGGCAAAGAAAGACAGACAGAGCUAUUAACGGGUUCCAUAUACACCAUGGGAUAGAUAUGUCUUGAAAGGAAAUGAUCUAAGUUUUCUUUCCAGAGAGAUUCUUCCAUUUUCUUUCAUUACCAAACCAGAAGAUCAUCUAUGUGGGGUCAUGAGCCCCCAACAUAAGGUCCUAACUGAAGCUUGAAGGCAAUGAAUACCUCUGCUUUUCAAAGGUAAAUGCCCUCAUUUUCUGCAAUUCAAUUAUAAGCAGUGUGCAUAGUCUCCUCCUAUUUUUGACAUUGUCUUCUGAGAAACAAUGUUUCUUCCUAAAUCUAUUAUUGCCAUUCUUCUUGUUCAUUUGGUUUAUUUUAGUCUAAUGAGAAAAAUAAAGGUUUGAUUGCGCUAUUUUAUUAACCUAGAAAUGUAUUUUCUUUCUAAGUUUAAUACUUAAAACUGAAUAAAACAAUGGUAAGAUAAACUCCAUUAAUUAAGCCUAGCUGGGCUUUAAAGAUUGCAUACGUUAAAGCAUAAAUUAGUAAACAGGUUCAAAUUAGUGAAGCCGGGAAAAUCCAACAUCUUAUGUGCUUGUGCCUGAAGUCCAGAAGGUGAGACCAGUCAGUUCUAAAGCAAGGCAGAUUUGUACCUGUACUCACCGUGUUUACUGUGCUUAUAAUAAACGGCAUAUGCUAGUUUGGGGAUAACUCUCCCAAGACUCAUUGAGUCAGUGUCCAAAAUAAUGAAGACCCAUUUCUCACUGCACUACCAAGACUCCAACUCUCUGGGCACUUGGAGAAAGAACAUGGUACACUAUUUGCUCCAAACUCAGAAAGUUAAUAUGGAACCUUAGUUAUUGGAAUAGAAACUAUAAGAAAUCAAAGAGACUUCCUAGUGGUUUUCACCUUCUAUUGUAUCCCUCUGGGACCAUAACUGUGUGUAACCAUGGCUACAGAAAUGAAUAAAGAUCGAAAAAUAAGUUAUUUGAUUUGCUCAACCUUGUCUCCAAGGUUAUGUAAUGUCUGUCUUAAGAGAAUGCAUUAGGAUGCUGAGAUCACUUACCCCAAUUCAAGGCGAAAUACAUUUGUUCUUUCUGAAGACUUGCAGAUUGCUUCCAAAUAAAACAAUGCAAAUGGAUAUACUUGAAGAUUUCAAUAAAAUAACAAAAAGUAUCUAGAGUAGAAACUCUUAAUCUAGGUUAGUAAAUAAGCUUGUUGGAGUUCAUGAACUCACUAAAAUUAAAUCUAUUUUUUGCAUAUGUAUUUUUUUAUGGAACUGGUCCUUCGUAUGCAUUGAUUCUGAACGUGAUUUGAUUACAGUUUGCUAGCCUAAAAAAGUCCUUAGAUGGCUUUGAGCACCUAAGAGGACCUGAUUUAUUAUAAUUUUGUACUAGUUUGCCUUAAAGUUUUUGGAAGCAAGACAUGUUUAGGAAAUAUAUUAGGACACACACAUACUGAGCAAAGAAAACAUAUUUCUAUGUUCACAAAAGUUUCCUUUAAUUUGUUAUAUGUUGCAUGGAAUACUAGAUAC
Tupaia belangeri chinensis (Chinese tree shrew) is the source of this 4065-nucleotide messenger RNA. RefSeq names its product V-set and transmembrane domain containing 2A (gene VSTM2A). NCBI's taxonomy places the organism in Eukaryota, Metazoa, Chordata, Mammalia, Scandentia, Tupaiidae. The transcript has 5 exons. Gene Ontology annotation, cellular component: membrane. The record is from RefSeq and is a predicted model, not a curated record. Bases 391 to 1113 code for a protein of 240 amino acids.